GUGCCCUCUCUCCAUUGUGAUCCACCCGUGGGUUCUGCUCUUCAGCCACCUCGUUCGACCUGUCAAGUCCUCAAUCUCGGCUUCGAAUUCGAUUCGACUCGUCCGGCCUGUCACUUCGCGCCACAUUUUCUUCUUGGUUCCUUCACGACGCGGCCGCCCCUCAAUUUGAUGAUCCAUCUGACAGCCCGAAUGCGCACGCGUCUCCGCUCAUUAUCCGGUACUAGCGUCCUUCUCGGCGAAUUCGUGCUCUUUUAGCUUUAGCUGACCCACUCGAAUUCCUCGAACGAUCCUUCCAAGCCCCCCCUUUUUUUUUUUUUUUUUUUGCGCUAGUCCUCUUUACCCACGAUGUUUCUGCGUUGCUGGAAACCGCCGUGGGUCUAUCUCGGUCCUCUCGAUACCUUCGCAAGCGCCAUCGUCUCGUCUAUAAAUACCGUCCUCGCUUCUGUGUUUCCUCGCUUUCCUCACCAGCCUACUUCCCCAGCCAGCUGCAUCAACUCCCCUUCCAACACUCACCACGUCCAUCGGGUUGUUUUCUUGAGCUGUACUUCUUCUUUCACCACUACCACCAUGUCGCCCGAAACCUCCAACAUGUCAUCGCCUGUUGAGAUCCCUGCACCUUGUAGCUACCAAGCAAUAUCGAAUCCGACUCCGGUCGACGAUGUAAGUUCUGGUCGUUCUUUCCCUGCACGCGGCAACUGGAGCCCACUCUUGUGUCCGACGCUGAGGCUGUAGGUUGACGGUUGUUACACUCAUAGUCGAUCGUCUCUAGCUAUCAAUGUUGUCUGCUUCAAGCAAAAUCCAGAGACCGUUCCCAAGUCGCAUCGUCUGCAAGCUUUCCUGAUUCAAUCAAAUCCAGUCCUGAACCCGUUGUCUUAGUCGCUGUCCUCUUCAUACUCCGAUAGGUACUGAAUUGACAGUUUUUGCUUUCAUCGCCAUGUAUUUGUUUGUGUUGAAAAGUCUGAGCCGCAUUCUAGAUACAGAUCAUCAACCCAAGCCAAAUCCAGAGGUUGUGACCCGUUUGCAUCCAUUCCAUAGUACUUCCAUGCCUUAAUGGUUCAGCUCAAAAUUGAUGUAUAAUAAGUGCUUUCGUCACCACUCGGUCGCCAAGGGCUCCAUCGCACGAGGUUCAUUUGAGUAUCCUAUCCUUGUCCUAAGCUUCAGUGUUGGAUCGCGAUCAAGCCUACACCCUGGUCUCCUCCUUGAAUGAAUCACAAGCAGUCCAAAUCGUUGGACCAGGUCGCCACUUUUCUUUUGAGUAUUCAGAAUAGAAUCGCGAGCAUUCCCUUCUCAUCCUAGAUUCAAGUCAUCCUUCCAAAGACGCCAGAGACUGAUAAUAAGUUUCAUUCAGUCUAAAAAAAACCUCCCAAUUGAUUCGCGUCCAGUCCUUCUUCAUCAGUAUCCUAUACAAACUCCUAGGCCUUCAGAGUUGAUUCGCGAUCCAGCUAUCACCAUUCUAGAGCAAAGUCGUUGGUCCAGAGGUCCAAUAAUAUAAUUA
Messenger RNA from Puccinia graminis f. sp. tritici CRL 75-36-700-3, 1495 nucleotides. RefSeq lists its product as uncharacterized. Lineage: Eukaryota; Fungi; Basidiomycota; Pucciniomycetes; Pucciniales; Pucciniaceae. The record is from RefSeq and is a predicted model, not a curated record. The coding region runs from base 346 to 732 and encodes 128 amino acids. The transcript has 4 exons.